AUGGAGGAAGAAACUCCUCUUUUGGUACCAUGUUCUAUCUGUGGUAGAACUUUCAAACCAGAGUCAUUGGAAAAGCAUUACAAAGCAUGUGAAAGAAACAGCACAAAGAAGAGGAAAGUGUUUGAUUCAACAAUACAAAGAAUUCAGGGCACAGAUCUUGCUGAAUUUCUGCCAAAAAUUCUGACCAAUAAAAUUACUGAAAGAACAUCACCCAGAUCACCCAGAAAUAAACCAGAGAAGCUUACUGAGCACAACAAACCAGAGAGAAAGAAAACCCCUGAUAUAAAAUCAAAGAGUGGAAUUACCUCAGUGUCACCAAAACCACGCGACAGUGAGCAAUGCCCUCACUGUGAGAGGUCUUUCUGUCUCAAAGCCUUUGAGCGCCAUGUUGAAUGGUGCAAAGAUCGAAGAGCACCAGUAACACUGUCUCCAAAUACUUUGAAAGCCAAAGAAAUGUUGGAUGCCAGAUUGAAAUACACUGCACCAAAGUAUACUAAAAAUAAGAAGAAACAGGUCAGUGAGAAGCCUGGAACACAAUCAGAUAUCCAUGAAGAAAAGGCUAGUACACAUCACUCUGCUAAUGAAUUUGGUGUCGAAAAAGUGAAUGAUAUUGCAAGGUGCAAAUCUCAGCUAUCAAGGGCUAAGGAAAGUCUCAGUGCCCCAUCUUGUAAUUUAUCAAAGAGAUGUUCAUCUGAAGCUAGGCUAACAGAGUUAUCCCCACAAUUGGUUGAUAAAUCUGAACAACCAAGUAACUUACAUGAUGGAAAAGGGAGUUAUAGUGACACGACAAGGUGUAUAAAAACUGUUACUAAUGAUAUGAGACAGCAACUGGCAGAUGCAAGUAAUAAUAUGCCUUUUGGCUCAGGCACUACAGAACGACGAGGGUUAUCACUAAAUGAUAGUGAAACUAGUAUGGAAAAUCAGGAAUAUUUCUCUGCAGAAAAUGUUGUAGCUGAGUCACGUGGACAAGACAACAGUUUGAGUAUCACUCAGUCAUGCUAUUCAACCGAUUUCAGCCGUGAUUCUGACUGCUAUUCACAGUCUUCACCGUCUGUGCUUGAUGAUAAGGUCAGUUUAUCAGUGUGGUCCAGCAGACAAAGCAUAACCACCAAUAUUGGUGGCAUGAAAAGGGCCAAAUUUUGUCAUGAAUGUGGCUCUAAAUAUCCUAUUGAAAUGGCUAAGUUUUGUUGUGAAUGUGGAGAACAACGACUCAUCAUAAAAGAUUUGUCUCAUUCUAAGAUCUAG
Messenger RNA from Schistocerca cancellata (South American locust), 1245 nucleotides. RefSeq names its product zinc finger C2HC domain-containing protein 1A-like. Lineage: Eukaryota; Metazoa; Arthropoda; Insecta; Orthoptera; Acrididae. The record is from RefSeq and is a predicted model, not a curated record. The transcript has a single exon. The coding region runs from base 1 to 1245 and encodes 414 amino acids.